Molecule: messenger RNA, 1291 nt
Organism: Malania oleifera
Lineage: Eukaryota; Viridiplantae; Streptophyta; Magnoliopsida; Santalales; Ximeniaceae
Exons: 8
Coding region: 254-940 (228 amino acids)
Biological process (GO): translational termination
Molecular function (GO): translation release factor activity
Source: RefSeq, a predicted model, not a curated record
GGACAGUUGGGAUUGGUUACAUAUAGCAGCACUAAACAUACAAAUAGAGGAUAGCUAGUCCACAAACACGAUGUCGUCUUGAUGGCUGAUACAUAACAAAACUGCUCGUUGUUUUCACCGGUUUGUUCAUCGUAACGACUACCGAAGAAGAAACACAAGCCAAGCCUAGACAUCCUCCCCUCAUCCAAAGUGAGUGAACGUUGAACGCUAUCCAGUUCUCUUCCUCCUCCCUUUCUGCCCUAGGGUUGUAGCAAUGGCUGCUGUAAGAACUGCUACAAACAUGAUCUUUAAAGAAAUUCUCCGUCCACGAUCGCUGUCAUUGGCGUCAGAUCGCUCGUUCCACAUAGCGUUGCCAAAUCUCGUCCGCACACCUGGCCGUGGGAUCAGCUUCUGUCGUUUCCGUUGCGCAGCAUCAGAUUCCGGUGAAGGCAGUAAGAAAGUCUCGGCACGGCACUCUCAGGUUCAGCAGCUUCUGCAGGAAGCUGAGCAGGCGGCUCUUUCGGCCGGAAAUGAACCUAUUCCCCAAAUUACUCUUGACCAUGUUAAUGUGAGUUUUGCAAGAAGUGGUGGACCAGGAGGCCAGAAUGUAAACAAAGUGAACACUAAAGUGGACAUGCGCUUCAAUGUUAAAAAUGCAUAUUGGCUAAGUGAUAGGGUCAGGGAGAGGAUUAUGCAAAUGGAAAAGAAUCGGAUAAAUAAAGAUGGGGAGCUCGUCAUUUCUUCAACAAAAACCAGAACACAGAAGGGUAACAUUGAAGAUGCUCUAGGGAAACUACAGGCAAUCAUUGAUGCUGCUUCAUACGUCCCACCCCCUCCUUCAGAAGAGCAAAAGAAGAAAAUUGCCAAGUUGGCUGCCAUUGGGGAGCGGAAAAGGCUGGAGAGCAAGAAGGCCGUUUCACAAAAGAAGGCUUUCAGAAGAGCCCGAGACAGUUGGGAUUAACUACUGAGAUCCCUGUAUAAAUGUGGGAAUGAAAAAGGGAAGAUAUAGAGCUGUUGAAAAUGCACGAUAUGACAAAGCAAUAUGAGUGAUUGAGAGAUGUCAGCAAUCACAGCUGGGGAGGGGAGUCCAGGACGCUAUAUCUGCACUCCUCGUUAAGCAUAUAUACCAAAUGUUGGGCAGAAUUGACAUUCUUCUGUGUAACAACUAUUCUAUUGUAGACUUGGCAAAAAGACGUGAAUUUUACAGGAUAGACGCUACCAUUGACAUAUUGGACUCGCUUUUAUUCAGAAAAUUGUCCUUGUGGACGUACACUUUAGAUUUGAGUAACAAAUCUUUUUUCGGGGUUUGCAA